Eublepharis macularius is the source of this 7649-nucleotide messenger RNA. It is a transcript of the gene SOCS6, whose product is annotated as suppressor of cytokine signaling 6. The transcript has 3 exons. Gene Ontology annotation, molecular function: 1-phosphatidylinositol-3-kinase regulator activity. NCBI's taxonomy places the organism in Eukaryota, Metazoa, Chordata, Lepidosauria, Squamata, Eublepharidae. The coding region runs from base 499 to 2106 and encodes 535 amino acids. Gene Ontology annotation, cellular component: phosphatidylinositol 3-kinase complex. Gene Ontology annotation, biological process: regulation of growth; protein ubiquitination; intracellular signal transduction. The record is from RefSeq and is a predicted model, not a curated record.
GCGGCGGCUCGGACUCCCUCCUGUCUGCGAGGCUGCGGGCACUGGAGACUUUGAGGGCUGAGGCGGCGGUAGCGGCCUCUGCCCCCUCGCGCCCCUGCGAAGACGGGGCGGGGGGUGAAGAAGAGGGAGGCGGAGGAAACUGCAACGCCAGGAGCAGGGAGGAGGAGGAGGAAGCGGCGGAGAACGGCCGACGAGACGGGAGCCUGGCAGAGGCGGAGCCGGCGCUCGAGCCCGGCCGGCCUGGACCGCACACAGCACGGCCGCCACCGCCAUUCGCAGGAUCCAAUCGCAGUGGACAUCACAUAUUCUACUUUUAAAUGUUGUGGGGACAGAUCCACCUUUAAAGACACAUCAGUUGUUUAGCAGGACUGGCUAAAAAGAAAUGGGUCUUGAAGUUAAGUGAGACUGGAUACAGCACAUCAAUGAAGCAGUUCCUGUGCUUUAUGUUUUAGGGGCAGAACUCUAAAAGAGUCAAGUAACCAGACUUGCUCUACUUUCAUGAUGAAGAAAAUUAGUCUGAAGACCAUUCGCAAGUCUUUUAAUUUAAAUAAAAGCAAGGAUGACAGUGACUUCGUUGUGGUUGCACAGCCAUCAUUAAGUGAUUUUGGAAAAGAUGACUCCUUGUUUGGUAGCUGCUAUGGUAAAGAUUUGGCUAGCUGUGAUGUCAACAGCGAAGAUGAAAGAGGUGGCAAAAACCGCUCGAAGAGUGAAAGUUUAAUGGGUACUUUAAAACGAAGACUUUCGGCAAAACAAAAGCAGAAGGGAAAAGGCAGCACGCCCUCUGUUAGCUCUGCUGAUGAUGACACAUUUUCUUCCUCAUCUGCUCCAAUAAACUUCAAAGACGUGAGAGCUCAAAGACCUCUUCGAUCCACAUCACUCCGUAAUCACCAUUAUAGUCCAACUCCAUGGCCCCUCCGUCCAACAAACUCAGAAGAGACAUGCAUAAAAAUGGAAGUGAAAGUAAAGGCCUUGGUUCAUUCGUCAAAUCCAAGCCCUGCACUGAAUGGCGUUCGCAAAGAUUUUCAUGACUUGCAGUCAGACAGUGUAUUCCAGGAACAAAACAAUGCAUUAAAAAGUACAGAAUCUCAGAAUGGAGACUUGCAUCUUCAUAUUGAUGAACAUGUGCCUGUAGUUAUUGGACUUAUGCCUCAGGACUACAUUCAGUACACUGUGCCUUUAGAUGAGGGAAUGUAUCCUUUGGAAGGAUCACGAAGUUACUGUUUGGAUAGUUCUUCACCCAUGGAGGUUUCAACAGUCUCUUCUCAAAUGGGUGAGAGUGCAUUUCAUGAAGAAGAGGGGACAGUGGGUCAAGAUGUAGUAGUUUCUCCAGAUAUCUUUGUGGACCAGGCAGUGAGUGGUUUGUUGAUUGGUACCACAGGGGUCAUGCUGCAAAGUCCAAGAGUAAAUCACAAUGAUGUUCCUCCACUCUCUCCAUUGCUACCUCCAAUACAAAAUAAUCAAAUCCAAAGGAACUAUAAUGGCCUAAAUGGCACAGAUGUCCAUGUGGCUGAAAGUAUGCGCUGUCAUUUGAAUUUUGACCCUAACACUGCACCUGGAGUUGGAAGAGUUUAUGAUUCUGUACAAAGCAGCGGCCCUAUGGUUGUGACUAGCCUCACAGAAGAAUUGAAAAAACUUGCAAAACAAGGAUGGUACUGGGGCCCUAUUACACGAUGGGAAGCAGAAGGCAAACUGGCCAAUGUUCCUGAUGGUUCAUUUCUUGUACGAGACAGCUCUGAUGACCGCUAUCUUUUAAGUCUGAGUUUUCGCUCCCAUGGUAAAACUCUUCAUACUAGAAUUGAGCAUUCAAAUGGUAGAUUUAGCUUUUAUGAGCAACCAGAUGUGGAGGGACAUACUUCUAUAGUUGAUCUAAUUGAACACUCAAUCAGGGACUCUGAAAAUGGAGCAUUUUGCUAUUCAAGAUCUCGACUACCUGGAUCUACAACAUACCCAGUCAGACUGACCAAUCCAGUGUCUCGGUUUAUGCAGGUGCGCUCUUUGCAGUAUCUGUGUCGCUUUGUUAUACGUCAGUAUACCAGAAUAGAUCUGAUUCAAAAACUGCCGUUGCCAAACAAAAUGAAGGAUUAUUUACAAGAAAAGCACUACUGAAGGCUUAUGGGAACCUUGCAUCUUGCACUUUGGGAACAAAAUGUUAAAGGAGAGAUACUGAAAUACCGUUUACAAACUAAUUAGUAUCAAGUCUUUUGCUGCCAUAAUUUCAUUUUUGUGCAUAAAGAAGGGUGAUGCAUUUUUAUUUGUUUAAUCGGUGAUCUGUUUUUUUAUGAUGAUCUCGAGGGAUUUUAAAGGAGUGAAAUAAUCUUUCAUUCAAUUUGCAAAAUAAUCACAAUGUGAAUUAUGAAAAUUUUCUUAAAAUUCCCCAUCUCCUUUGCUGCUAAUCCACUGUGAUUUUUAUGCAUUCAAAGCACAUCUCGUGUUUUCAACCAUAAGUAAAAGCUGAAACUUGAUAAAAUAUGUUUUCUUAACUUCAAAUGGCCUGUUUUUUCAUUUUUAAUUAAAAAGGUAUGGCUAAAACAUGCUGUUAUUAGAUGAAUGCUAAAAAUGAUUUCCCUGUACCCUAAUCAAAACCCAUAAAUUUAACUGUGGGCUGAAGGGAAUGUGUGAUGCAAAACAGUUAUGCAACAUAAUCUUUUGAAAGCCUCCUUUCUCCUAAACAGUUUCAAAGAUUGUAGAUAUUAUUUUGCUUUUUGUUCAUUUUUAACUAUUUAAUUUUUCUACUUUUAAAAAUGGCCUUUCAAAACAGUGUUGGAAAGUAGAUACUGAAAUUUGCAUGUUAGUAUUUUAUAUUUUAGAUGAAGGCUAAAUGUAAAGCAAGAUCAUUAAUAAAAAUGAUUCCCUGCAGAGACUAUGAUUGGACUAAGUUUGAUAACGCAUACAAAGCAAAAUGAAACCUUAUCAGCAUUGAAGGUUUCACUUAAGUAAUAUAAUUUUUCAAAAUUAUCAUAUGAUCUAGCUAAAGAUAAGCAUUCAAAGUCCAUUGAUAUUAUUGGAUGUGUUUAAAUCUCUCCUAUUGAAAUAAGUGGAACUUGGAUCAUGCCCUUAGUUUUAAAUAUAUUUCCCCUUGCAUCUUUUAGCAUUCAUUUUAAUCUGUGGAGGUGGAAAAAUAUCCCUAAGGACGCUUUUUAAAAACUUGCAUGUUUUAAAAUUAGGGAUGAAUUGAUUGUAUUGUAGCAUAAUCGCCAUAGGAAAUGUUUCAGCAUGUUACCAGUUUUCAUUCCUAUUUACUCAUAUUUGAAGAAAAGGAAAAUUAGUUCCAUUAAAUAUAUAUAUAUAUACCUGGCACAUGAAAAUUCACUAGAAGCUUCUCCUGUACAGACCAUUAGGAUUUCCACAGAAACAUAGAUGUGCUCUAGUGUAUCUUUCAUUUCAAUGAGUUUUAUACAGGAAAUGUUUCCAGUGGAUUUUUCCCAUUAGAAAUUAGAAGGGCUAUAGUCAGGGCUGUUUCACACAUUGGCCUCUAUUCAGAAUAUGUUAGUUGUGCUUGGGUCCCUUUGAAAUCAAGAGGAAAAAUUAGUGAUGACUAAUUUAUGCACCAUUAAUUACAAAGGGACUAGAAUGCAAUAUAGUUUCUUUAAACUGAGGCCAUUGUAGUUUGGGUUUGGGAAGCACUUGCUUUAGUCGUUUUCCAUGCUAAAAUUUGUCCGGGGGAGGGGGGCAGGGAAAGGUGAACUAUUUCAGGAUUGCUCUUGUGAUUCAAAAUCUUUCUAAGAAGCUAAACUCUGAAAUUUCUGAAGGAAAUGUACAAUUUGGGAGUGUGAUUUUGAGGUUCCAGAAUUUAUGUUGUACCAUUUUCAUCUUUCUUAUCUUAUUUUUGCUCUUUGAAAGAUAUGAUGGUAAAUAUUUUCCACAUUGUUCAUUUCUGCAUAUAAACAAUUUGAAUAGUUUUUUUGUUCUGUUAAAUUCAGUUCAUUCAAGGUUGAUGGAAGUUUGGAAAAAAUCUUUGUUUUGGAUAAUUUUCUCUUUCGUGUUCUACCUAGCCGUUUUUGUUCUGAAUGAGUUUGUAAUAUUAAGUACAGUGUUGCUGCAAGGUGCUGCAAUGGCACUACAUCCUGGGUUGCCUGAAUCAAUAUGCUAAACUUCUAUUUUUUUAAAAUUUAUUUUUAGAUCAUAGUAUUUAAAAAGAAUAUCGGAGGCAAAGCAUGUCUGUUGCUGUGAGAGAUACAGGUGGAAGUGUCUCUCUUGCCCAGUUAAAAUUAAUUUUGAAACAAAAAAAAUGGAGACGUAUUCUUAAAUUUCUGAGCAAAAUAUAUGUGUGUGUGCGCGCGUGUCAUUUGUUGGCUCUGCUAUUCUGAUAUUUAUGCAAAUUAUUAACUUUUUGAUUUCCCUACCCCCCCAAAAACAUGACAAAAAUUUUAUACAUAAAAGGCACAAUAAUAUAUACUAUGGUACAGUGUUUUGAGAAUCUGUCUGAAAGGAAGAAAAAGAAAAUCGUUUUUAUACAAUAGGAGACAUACUUUGGGAUAAAACCAUUGUACUGUAAUUUUCUUGAAAAAAAUUCUCCAAGAGUAGAAAAGGACAGUAUGGAUGGGAAGGAAAGCCCUCUAGAAGUAAAAAUGUAUUCAGGCAAAAAUGUAAAAUAAUAAUUAUCCCAGUGUUUAGCUAUUCUAAAUGAUGAUAUAGGGCUCCUUAUAUAUUACAGUUCCUUUUAUAUAAGUUUAAAAAAUUAGAUUUCCAGUAUUCCACUUGUAUUGGUAUUCUGAAAGAGUUGACAGUGAAUUGGCAUACUGUAUUUCUGCUUGUCUUCUUAUGACCAGUUGUUACGCUAGUAACACCAGUAUACACCAGUACACCAGCUGAAUAUAAGUUUUCUUCAGAUGAUUGUCCACUAGUCCUUGUACUGUUCACCCCAAUGUUUUCCUUCCUCCCUCGCAGUUGUAGCAAAGGGCUAUAGGAACAUCUGCUACCUUCUACUGCACAACUUAGCAGAGUUGGCAGAAGAAAUACGCCUGACAAUAACAUGCAGCCAUGUGCUCCAGUAAAGUAUGACAUUUCCUUCUUCUUUCCUGUGAAACUUUCCCACUACCAGUGCCUCCUUUCCUUUCUCAGCUGGAACAGUAACACCCAUGCUAAGCACUCAGCUUGAUCUAACCAACAAACAGGCAAUAGCAAAUAACAGUAGCAGCAUGAAUAUACCUGCUACUACUGUUUACAUUUGGAGCCAGCUGAACAUUUUAACUACAAAUACACCAACCCUACUCAGAGCAGAUAUAUUAUCUUUUGCUGUUGGUAAUCUUCUGGCCUUGCUCUGUUGGUUGAUGAAACUGAGGCAUUGCCACAGAAAUGCUUCCUGUUGUGUUUGCUCUGGAAAUUCCUGAGGAGUGGCUAGCUUAAAAGGAGGCAAGAAAACAAAGGAAAUGUGGCCCAGUUCUGUAUAGGGUGAAAUUUCUCUUUGUUGUCUGGCUUUAAACCUUUGGCAGGCCAUAGCCCAAUUCAUAUGUUACAGUGAAAUCAUGUACAUCCUGCAUGUAAAUGAAUAUAUGUUUGUAAGAGCAAAUUUCACAUUCACUUUGUAACAAACCAGGGAUCAGUACCUGGAUAAAUGGGUUCAUACAAUAUUCGGCUGUACAUGUGUUGAAUGUAACAUGAUAAUUAAUCAACGCAUGCAUUUUAAAAAAAUCAGGUGGACACUGUACAUGGAUUGUAAGUGCACUCUCUGUAACUUAUGAACAGGGCUAGGGAACAGUUCUCUGUGUGUACCCAGACUUUGUUACUUGGAGCAAUUGUUGCUUGCCCAGGGUAACAAGAUGAAUGGGAAAUUGCAACCUUCUGUUGCAUUCUGAAAUGAGACUUCUGAAUGAAUAUGAUGAAAACACUUUUGAAAUGCCUUCCUUGCUCUGUUGUUUGAAUUUUAUGAAAAGUUCAUAGUGUGUUGCCAUACUGAUAUAACAUUCAGCCACAUUUUUCGUAUAUAAGAUGGCCGUGUAAUGGGAAGGAAAUUGCGCAAUAUUGCAGUGACAUGAAGUGCUAGAAAGUGGAAAUCUCUGCCUGAAUUGCUUGUUGCCACAUAACACUACUGCUAAUAGACCACUUUAUACAAGCUGUUAAACUGAGUCAUGCUGUAAUACAAUUUAACAUAUAACAGAUUCUCAGAUGAAUUGGUAAUACAAGCAAAUUGUGUAAGAAAAGAGAGAUCCUCAAAUUAAGGAUGGACUAACCAGUUUAGCUGAAUAGUAUUUCUUGUAACUGUGGAGGAGGUUGUUUCCUUUUAUUACCAUUCUGUGAACAAGUCCCAUUGAUUACAUGUUAAGGUGCAUGUGUUAGUGGAACAGGCUUUUUAGUCAGUUGAAGGAGCACAAAUGCUUGUGGUUGACUUUUAUAAGAGUAACUAUCACCUUUAAGCUAGCUUCAUUUGUUUAAUAAAUGCAUUUGAAAAACAUUAUUUUUUCAGUUGGAUUCUGGAGAAAAGCAGGAAAUAUUUUAAAUAAAUUCAGAAAACUAAAUUACAGGAAAUGUUACUGUAGAUCAUCUGAUGGAAAUAUAGUGGUGUAAAAUUUAACAAUAAAAAGAGAGAACAAAAAGGUUGGUUACUUUUAGGUCCCUGAUUUAUAUUCAGUAAACAAAUAGUAAGCCUGUAAACAUUAUACUUGGGUGUCCCUUUAAAAUAGAUCUCAGCAGGUAGAGUUUUGCUUUCUUCCAGCCCCCGAGAUGUGAUCUGAUUAAAUCUCUGAAAGGUUUGGGAAGCCUCCUUUCCCCUAGCCUAUGAUACCACAUUGGAUUACAACUGUGAAAGAGCUGGCAGUCUCACUGUGUUCCUAUAUUGCUCCUUUAGGUGGAUAGGUUUAACCAUGAUCUAAAUAUUUUCAGUCCCACUUUAGUAUUAAAAAUGAGUCAUUGCCUGAUUUCUUUUCCCUUUGUUACAAAAUGCAACAGCAUUUUCAUACACUAUCACAGUUCUUUUCUUUGCUACUUUUACCAAGAUACGAAAUCUAUUAUGUGAAUUAGAAACAUUCAAUUUGGUAUUGAGACAGAAAUUAUUUACUUUUUUACAUACUUAACUGGACUUUGCAGUUAGUGUAUUUAUCAAUAUACUAUGGUACCCAUUCUGAUUUAUAUACAGUCUGUUGGCAACCAGCAACUUUCCAUUUUCCAUCCUCCACAUGCACAUAACAACUUCAAACAUUUGCCAGCAUUGGUAUUAAAUCCUUCCUUAUUUUUUCUUGUUUCUUAUUUUUCAGUGCCCCCCCCAUGCAUUCUUCUCAUUUUUGCAUCUUCUUCCAGCAAACAUACACACAAACUCAUGGGCACAUUUGUUGAACAAACGCUCUCACAUGUCCCCCAUCAAGUGUAUUUACAUAAAGUUGCUUGAUGCCACUUGAGAAUCCUGAUGAUUUUUCUUACAAUUUUGGACCAUGAACACAAUGUCUUACAGGAUGCAGUAUACUAUAGAGUAAUGGUUGUUGCAUUUCCAAAGAUUAUAGUUUGGCAGCGGAGCUUGAAAUGAGUUGUGGAGGUCAUUUUAUUACUCUGGGAAAUACUGUAAACCAGGCUUUCAGUCCAGUUCCCUGCUAUUGUAAAGAAAAAUCCUUUAUAGAACUCCUACUUAAUGUCUCUUAAAAUUAGGAGUGAACUAUGACAGUCCUGUGACAGCAUCUGUAGGUCGGCUUUUUUUCAGGGGGAACAUGGGGGAAUGGAGU